CUCUGCAGGCCAGCCGAUCUGCAAGUGCCUGGGAGGGGCUCUGCUCAAUUCCUGGCUCCCCGAGAGCCACACUUGCUAACCCAAGAGUGAAUUACAGCAACUGGGCAGCUUUGAAAGAUUAAUCUGUUUGGGGUGCGAUCGUCUCUUCAGACUGGGGACCCUUUGUUAACUUUUGAACUAAGAUCGGAGGGGACACAUGGGUACAAGCGUGGAUGAGGCGCUAUCUUUGCCCUUUCUGCUCUGAAGUUUUAACGAGACCCGAGGAGAGCAACGAGCUUCGGAAAGCAUGCGAAGUUCCCUCCACGUGUGUUCAGGUACCUAGCUUCUGAACCGAGAAACUUCUCCAAAGACAGACCGGGAAGUCUGGAUGGACCAGCGUCUCGGCCACAAAAGCUUCAAGUCUCGUCUUCCUGCUGAGAGGGUCAUCUCUUGGGUGAUCUGCGCACUUGUCGGCGGAGGAUGGAGAAACGCAAACCGGCGGGACUGCUGGCUCUGCCGUCCCCGCUACGGACGCCGCCGCCGCCGCCGCCGCUGGGCGCGCUGGCCCGGAGGGAGCCGGGCCGGACCUCCGCGCGCCAGGACGCCGAGGACAGCGCGCGGGGACGGCCGUGCCCGCCCUUGUCGCUGGGGGGCGUCGGCGAGCCCGCCUUUCUGCGCCAGCGCAACGAGCGCGAGCGGCAGCGCGUGCGCUGCGUGAACGACGGCUACGUGCGCCUCCGCCAGCACCUGCCGCGCGAGCUGGCGGGCCAGCGGCUCAGCAAGGUGGAGACGCUGCGCGCCGCCAUCAGCUACAUCAGGCACCUGCAGGAGCUGCUGGAGCGCCACAGGCGGGACUGCAACAGCGACGGCGAGUCCAAAGCGUCCUCGGGGGCCUCGCCCUGCAGCGAGCCGGAGGAGCGCGCCUAGCAGCGCCUGGCAGCGCCCUCGCCCGCCAGGGUUUCAGGGUAACCCGUUUCUUCUCUGGGCCCGCAUCUUAAGAAUUAAGUGCUUCUGGAGUGGGGGAAAGGGUAUUUUAAUGUUUGGAGGUGUUUUGUUUUUUUCACUCCUCCACCUUCUUUGGUUCCGAACCGCAACUUACAAAUGCUUGAGGAAACUUUUUUUUUGUACUUGUGAAGCACAGAAGGACCAUCCCAGGGCUGUAACAAUUAAACCUUAGCCAGAGAAGAAGCACACACACACACACACACACACUCAGGGCAGUCCUUCAUGUGAGAAGAACAUUCUCGCGCGUUCCUUCCCUUUGGGAAAUUUACUGGGAAUGUCUUCAACACCGCACUGUGGGUGAAGGUAGCUGAGCUGACACUGUAACAUGUAAGUGGGGCAUCUGCUAGACCUGAGCAUAGGCUUGCCGACUGUGAACGGCCACGCUAAAAAGGACAUUCUUGCUUGGUACAUACUGCUUUGUCGGAAGAAGUCAUUUGGAAACUUUAGCAGGUAAUAAAGUGUCGCGAUGUGAAUGAUCUUUUUGGAGAUCUGGACGGCCAUCUCCCGGGGACCCCCUCCCCCCAGUUUCUGCCCACUGUUUCUCUUGCUCUUUUCUUUGCAUGCUCCCCUGUACAGUUUUCACCCUGUCUAACUUUGGGCUGGAAAAGUGACACUGACUUGAAAAAUAAAAAGCAAAUAUGCUUUGUUUCGAUGUUUGCGUUGAAUGGGGAGGGAUGUGGACGAUGGAUAUGAAUUGAACUUGCUACCUGUCCAAGCCAUUUGUCUUUGAAGGUUUUCAGAUGUAUUGAAUAUUUCACUAUGGUCAUUCCCUCUGCCUCACUAAAACAGUUAUGAAUUAUAGAAAUUGCUAGAUGUUUGUUGACAUCUGAAGGUAAACUGUUUUUUAAAGCCCCUGCCCCCUAUCCACCCCUCUGUGGUGCUGGGAUUAGUAGGGCUUCAUGCCUGCUAUGGCAAGUGCCCUUCUACUGGUCUACACCCAUCCCUAUGUUCCUUCUAAUACCAUACUGUGAAUUGCUCUUUCUUUGGAGGUAGCUUGGGCUAAGAGGGGUGGAGUUGAGAACUAGCCUUGAUGAGCACUGCCCAGGUACCAUCUCAUGCAGUCCUUUACUGCCUGACCCAUCUAAAGAAACAAACAAAACACAAAACAAAAAACUGUCUAAAAACAACCAAACCCUUUUUACUUUAGCAAGUGGGGGACUGGAGAUGGCUCAGUGGUUAAGAGUGCAUUGCUGCUCUUGCAGAGGACCUGGGUUUGUUUCCCAGCACUCCAUGGUAGCUCACAACCAUCAAGAACUCCAGUUCCAGAAGACUGGAUAACUUUGACCACAUGGUGGUGGCUGUUGAUUAUUAUUAUUUUUUUUUAAGAUUUUCUGUACUUACUUCCUGCUUCACUGUCUUUUGUAAACCUGCUCUACAAACUACUCAUGCAUGAUUUUACUCCUUAAAAGGGCCCUAAGAAAUAGACUCAGGGCUGCUCUCUCUAACCUGACUUAGGAGGCAGCCACUGGCCUCUCUGGUGCAUCUCAAUAAAAGUCAAGCUUGCUUCGAAUUUGGCUCCAAAUUGUGGUAGUGGUCUUCCUCUCACCGGAAGGGAUUAACGGAAGCCUUGUGUGGAGUCAGGGAUUGAACUGGGCAGUCAGGCUUGGAUGGCCAGUUUACCCACCAAGCCCUAUCACUGACUGCAGGAAUGAGAACUUUCAGAAGAUUUGCUCUCUGCUUUUCCUGUGGUGGAGCACUCCAUUAAGCCAUAGAACAUUGCACCCUCUUCUAAAAGAACAAAACAAGCCCGAAUGCUAUUUAUGGAGUGGAGAGUUACGUUAUGGGAAAACAGGGAUGACCAAAGAAGAGAGGCUUCCCUGUCCUUGAGGUCUUCCCUGGUUGGUUGCCUAGAAUCUCCAGAUGUUCCUCAGGUUCCUACCCUGAUAGCUGCUGGGACACGCACUUCUGAGGGCUGAGAAGAAGGAGGCCUGAACUUGAAUUCUUGGCUUCUGGAGUUGAGAAGUGGCAGUUCUCUGUUUAAGCCACCUCUGACAAAGCCUUACCUUGAAUUUGAAAGCCAGGUCCCAUCUGGCCAGGGAAAAUGUGUAGGAAUGUCAGCACUGCCCAUCGUAACUAAGUACACACAGGCUCUAAGCUUUCUGACCAGUCUCCAUCAGACAGAGACCUGAAGUUGUUUUCAGAACUGAAUAGUAGUCC
Peromyscus californicus insignis is the source of this 3141-nucleotide messenger RNA. It is a transcript of the gene Ascl4, whose product is annotated as achaete-scute family bHLH transcription factor 4. The record is from RefSeq and is a predicted model, not a curated record. Gene Ontology annotation, molecular function: DNA-binding transcription factor activity, RNA polymerase II-specific; RNA polymerase II transcription regulatory region sequence-specific DNA binding; protein dimerization activity. NCBI's taxonomy places the organism in Eukaryota, Metazoa, Chordata, Mammalia, Rodentia, Cricetidae. Bases 460 to 906 code for a protein of 148 amino acids. Gene Ontology annotation, biological process: regulation of transcription by RNA polymerase II; developmental process. The transcript has a single exon.